AUGUCACCUAAUGCGAUAGUGACAGAGUACUUGUCGACGGGAUCGAACAGACAGGCCGCCGUGGCUGAUUGGAGCCACAGAGGCAUCGUCGCAUUUGGAGCGGACAGCAAUGUUGCCAUCUGGGAGCCUGCGGCAGAGCCCCCUCGUGGCAUCACAGCUUUGUUGAGCGGUCACAAGGAUGUGGUCAAGGCUGUGGCAUUCUUGCCUUCCAGCGAUGCCGACACCCACGACUACCUCAUCACUGGGUCGGACGACAAAACACUGAUUGUCCGGAGAGCGCAAUCUGGCUCGCACAGCUUUGAGACAGUCACAACUGUGUCGGACCAUACAGGCGCCAUCAACUGCAUCGUACCAUACAGGCUACCAGGCACCGAGCCGCGAUGGUUGAUCGCCACCGGGAGCGCAGACGCGACCAUCAAAAUCUGGAUCUCACGAGAUGGAAAGUUGACGCUACGCCAGUCAAUCAAGACGAUGCCCAAGUUCUUCCCACUGUCACUCGCCAUCAGCCCGCUUGACGCAGAAGGCGAUCUGUUCGUUCUCGCGGCAGCUGGGACCAGGGACACGAUUCAGAUACUGACAGCCAUGGACGUGCGCAACGGCAUCGAGAACGGAUGCGUCAACUUUGAGGUUCAGGCCAACCUGUCAGGUCACGAGAGCUGGAUCCGAUCCUUGAGUUUUGUUCGCGAGACCGCCGCGUCGGAGAGCGAUCUUCUGCUCGCGUCGGCAAGUCAAGACAAGUACAUUCGCAUUUGGCGCGUGCACCAGGGAAAAGAACUCCCCGCCCUCGCCACUGAAAGCAACGAUCCCUUGAGCGGUGCCUACCUCCCUGGGAAAUCCCCUUCCAAUAAGGCACACAUGCUGAGAACCGCCGGACUGGACUAUUCCAUAACCUUUGACGCUUUGCUGCUGGGCCACGAAGAUUGGAUCUACAGUGCAAAGUGGCAUGCCCACGCUGACGGCAAGCUACAGCUCCUGUCGACGUCGGCGGACAACUCACUCGCCAUCUGGGAAGCAGAUCCAGGUUCCGGCAUCUGGGUUAGCAUGGUGAGGCUGGGCGAGAUCAGUAGGGAAAAAGGCGCUACCACAGCCACGGGCAGUACAGGUGGUUUCUGGACGGGGUUGUGGUCUCCCGAUGGUCAGUCUGUCGCCUGUUUGGGGCGAACAGGCAGCUGGAGGAGAUGGCAAUGGCAGCCCGACACGGACAUUUGGAAGGCCUGCGUUCCCGUCACUGGCCACACAAAAGCCGUUACGGGCAUUGCAUGGUCAGGGAAUGGUGAAUAUCUGCUAUCGACCAGCUUGGAUCAAACGACUCGACUGCACACCAUAUGGACGGCUAAUGGAAGCAACACAUGGCACGAAAUGGCGAGACCUCAAAUCCACGGCUAUGAUCUGAACUGUGUUGACGCCUUGGGGGCAUCACAGUUUGUCUCGGGAGCCGAUGAGAAGCUGAUGCGCGUCUUCAGCGAACCUAAAGCGGUGGCGUCCAUGCUCCAUCGCCUUGGCGGAAUCGGCGAGGCGAAUGUCGAGCACAUGCCUGACGCUGCCAACAUCCCUGUCCUCGGGCUAUCCAACAAGGCCAUCGACAUGGUAGAGGACGACGAGGAGAUAGCAGCCGUCGAUGACCGCGACAGGGAAGCCAUCGACCCGGCCUCCAUUGUCAAGAGAUCCUAUCUCGACAUUGACCACCCGCCACACGAGGAGACGCUUUCGCGCCAUACCCUCUGGCCCGAAACCGAGAAGCUCUACGGCCACGGGUAUGAGAUCUCGUGCCUUGCGGCUAGCCACGACGGCAAGAUUGUCGCCAGUGCUUGCAAAGCCAGUUCCAUCAACCAUGCUGUCAUUCGUCUCUUCGAGACUGACAAGUGGACGGAAGUCCGUCCGCCCCUGACAGCACACACGCUCACAACCACGAGAAUCCGCUUCUCGUUAGACGACAAGUACAUCCUCAGCGCGAAUCCCAAGGGCCAUACAAGAAUGAUCCUAGACGCAGCGUGGGCGCCAAACGAUAAACCCCUGUUUGCGACGGCGGGCAGGGACAAGCAGGUCCGCCUGUGGCACAGCCAAGCGGACGAGGCUGGGAAGCUGAGCUUUACGCAAUUGGCAUCGAUCCCGACAGGUGAACCGGUCACGGCGGUUGACUUUCUGCCCAGGGUUGUCGGUGGGAAGUGCGUGCUGGCCGUCGGGACGGAGGGUGGCCUGCUUAGUCUUCACAACAUCGAUGAGGUUUCGGGAGAGGUGCUUAACCUGCCGAAACAGGAAGAACUACAAAUGCCAAAGACAGUGCUGCAACUUUCCUGGCGGCCUGGCACUGAUGCCGACAAGGCAGAGCUCGCAAUAGCAGGGAAUGAUAGUUCACUGCGCCUGUUUUCCCUAUCGGAGGACUAUCUCAGGGGGAGUAGUCCGUAG
This is a messenger RNA of Emericellopsis cladophorae, 2406 nucleotides long. RefSeq names its product RNA polymerase II Elongator subunit. Lineage: Eukaryota; Fungi; Ascomycota; Sordariomycetes; Hypocreales; Bionectriaceae. Gene Ontology annotation, biological process: tRNA wobble uridine modification. The transcript is spliced from 4 exons. The coding region runs from base 1 to 2406 and encodes 801 amino acids. Gene Ontology annotation, cellular component: elongator holoenzyme complex. The record is from RefSeq and is a predicted model, not a curated record. Gene Ontology annotation, molecular function: protein binding.